CGAGAAUACUCUUCACAUUGGAGAUAGAAUUAUGAAAAUAAAGUGACAAAAAAUUUCCUGGAUUUUUAAACAUUUUGUAUCUUUAUUGACUUAUGCAAAAACAAUUGACGCUAUUUUAAAUUUCUUAUGAUAACACUGACAUUGGUGAGUAUAAUAAUUGUAGAGAAUGGCUGAUGAUGUGGAAAUAGUGUCUGGUGAUGAAGAAGAAGAAGCUAUGGAGAACAAUGCUGACAUGGAGAUAGUAUCUGCCAGUAGUGCUACAUCCUCUACUGAUACUGUCAUCGAUGUGGUCUCCACAGGUGAACGAUGUCCAGACAUUGUGAGCAGUGUGUUGUCUGAGAAGAGGGACAAGGAAAUACAGAAUGAUGGCCAGCAUGGUACCAGCAAUCAUACUGGUAGAGAUCUCCAACAGUGUAGUGACUGUAGCAGUUCUAGCGUUCAACAAACUCCGGAAAACCUUACCGUAGCUAAAUCUAGCUCUUCUGCUAAAUUUAGUUCGUCUCAGAAUGUUUGUGAUGGAAAUGUGUUAGACUCGUCUUCAUCUGACAACAACUUGACAAUCCAGACAAAUAGGGGCUAUCUGUCAGAUAAUGAAAGUGAAAUAAUUGUUGAUGACAGUCCUUUGCCUACAGAUAACACUACUGAUAGAGUUGGAUCCUCGAGUCGUAGUUUGACUGAAGAGCAUGAUAAUCAGAUCUGUGACAACGGAGGUGAAAUAAGCGUCCGCUAUUUAGGUCGCUCAAGGUCUGUGACACCUAGUCCUUCAUUUGUAAGGCUGGCCACCCCCAGUACACCUGGGACACCAAGGUUAAGGUCAGGAUCAGUAAGUGGAACAACUUAUGCUCCGCUAUCACCGAAACCCUCCCCGUCAGCAAGAGCGACACCUGGUGAGCGUCAGAGAGCUGGUAGUAUGGGGGAGAUAGAAAUGAGAGACAAAAUGAUUGGCCGUGAGUUCAAACACGGCAUAAGGAUAAUUGAUAAUCUAGAUAUUCUACAGUUACCAAGACCUCGCAAUCCAGGUGGUAUUUUACCAUUAAAUGGACAUAAUCAUUUCACUGGUUCAAAUGAAGCUUUAAAUUUAACUAUAGAAGAUAGGCAGCAAAGAAGACAUACUGCAGGAAACAUUCAGUCAGUUUCGAGCUCGUUUUCACCUAUCAUGCCAUCAGAUAUUAUCUCGACAUCAGCAUCAAAGCGAGCCAACACAAGUUAUCUAAUUAGUAACAUAAUAAGAACUACGCCAAAUAGACAGAGGAUUUCUAAUAAUGCUACAUCAUCGUUUGCGACAUUGACAAGACGAGGUCAUGGUUGUGCCAUCAAUGAAUCUGUAGAAAGACCAUUACCUAGUAGCAUUGUAGACAGUGAGGGAGUGGCUAAGAAGAUUGCCAGGCUUGAUAGUGAAGGGUUUAUGUGCUCAAAUACAAGGGAGAAUUUAUGGAACACCUCAGGUAACUCAGAGGCUAGUAACGAUCAUUUGAGUCGAGUGCGGGUGAUAUCAGACAAGACACCUCCAGAGCGGCCCAAACCACCACGUAGGACAGUUCUCUCACCAGCGGACAAUGGAAGUAUAGACAUGACACAUGACAGAUCUUUUGUGUCUUCUAGUGUGAGAAGGAGACUCAGUCCAACACAAUUACACCAGUCAGUGCACAGAAAUAACACUCCACCUGGUGGUCAUGGCAAUGGUGGUAUCUAUCCAUCAUCACCGGACUCGGAGAUUUGUCAGCUACCCCACAACUACAAGUGUAGACUGUGCAACUACUCCUCCAGUAGUUAUAACCAGUUCCAGUUACACUCAGCAAAACAUGGUGGAAAUGGGAAGACAUUUCGUUGCUCAUUAUGUGACUACACUACACACGAUAAAUCCAACUUUAGACGUCAUCGGAGACUUCAUCAUAAAACAUCACCUGUUAACGUACUGAAAUGUGUUAAGUGUGCAUAUGUUACGUCAAUUUCUCGUAAAUUACGCGAUCACUACCAGCAGGCUCACCCGGAUAUGCCGGAUUUAGCGCAGUCUUCAGUUAUUCCAGGCAUAUCUAGAAAUGUUGUGUCGCCUCAACGUUAUAUCGGAUCUCAUGGAUAUCAGCCAGAGAGUACAGAUACAAACAAUUACACAGGACAUAUAUUUGAUAAUUCGUUACUGGUCAAUAGAUCAAACAGGGUUGGUUUCCCGUAUUCUGUUACUGGGAGACAACCUGCGAUGAAUUUUCCUCUUGACCAGUAUGGUGUUCCGUACGGAAAUUACAGAGAUCGGCAUGGAGAGAAUCUCGCUUCAAAUUAUUUACGAUCAAUUGUAUCAUCCAUAAUGAAUUCAGAAUCAUCGCGACAGGCAGCAACUAGCACCGUGACAUCAUCAAAUUAUUAUAUACCGCCCGGUUUAGACAAUAGUCAUCCCAUACAAGACGUACACACUUGUAAUAACCAUGGUUCAUGCCCACACUCUAAUUGUAAUGACUUUCAUCAAGAUGUAAAGGUUAAGAUAGAGGCGGACCUAGAUAAUGCCUGCAGUAUAUCUAGCUCGGCUCACUCGCGAGGUUUAACAAUGCCAGAUAUUACUAGAAACUUGACGGACAAUCAUACCCAUAAUCAAUCUGAUACUGUUAAUCCAGGUAUUAAUUUGUUAGCUAAUGGGUCAGCUGGAACAUUGCAAUUACCGAUAGGUCGCAGUCGUAAUGAAGACAGUUUAUUGUCAGGGAAUCCGCACAACGAUAUUCCCACAGAUCUCACUAGUCCUCGUAAAAUAUGCGGUAAUUCUGACCACGCUGCCUCAUCAGGAACUGUUACUCAUGUCAAUAUUGAACUUGAAAAUGGCAAUGAAUUAAACCAAGAUACAAGCAUGUUAUCGCCCCCUCCCAGCAACACUAUCAUUAAAUCAGACCAUACAACUAGAGGAAUUCAGUGUGUUUUACCUAUCGUAAAAUCUGAAAUUGACCUAGAUGGAGAUUAUUAUGAUUUCUGUGGGCGGCCCCGUUUUCGGGGCAUAGAUCGGGCUGUGCAAUGUAAUAUGAGCAAUUCAACAACGUCUACCACAAAUUCACGAUCUCAGUGUCAGAGUUCAAGGACAACUUUCCGAUCUCAGUCGGUUAGCGAAUCAGAUGCUAGCGAACAUCAUAGUUCGGUCUGUGGCGAGUCAAGAUGUGAAUAUUGUGGAAUUAAUUUUGACGAUGAAGUUCUGUUCUCAAUUCACAUCGGCUGUCAUAGUCAUACGGAUCCGUUCAAAUGUAACGUUUGCGGGAAACAGUGCGGUAAUAAAUACGGUUUUUAUUCUCAUAUAAUGAGAGGACAUCAAUUGUGAAUUAAAUUUCAUCGGUUUUUUUCUCUUUUUACAAAAUUGUGAAUCUAUAUUUGUUACAAAUUUUUGUUAUAAUAGUUUAUUAUUGAGUUAUGUAAUUUUAGAUGAAAUGUUUUUUUAUUAUCUUUUUAUGUUUGUUGUAAUAUGUAACUUGUUAAUCUAUUUUUGUUCUUGAUGAAAUGUUUUACUGUAAACUUUGGUCCCAUGCCCUCAAGACAUUGUUUAUCAUUGUCAUCGUUCAAAUUUUAGAACUUUUUCAAAAUUUACAUCUAUGGGAGUUGAUAAAAAGUUUCUUUAUUCUUGUAACAUCUUUACAUUCAGUUCAAACGUUUUCCUAAAUCUUUUUAUAUUGUCUUCUCAUGUUACCUGAAAUGUUUUUCUUUUCUUUCUUGUUUUUCAAUGAUAAAAAACUUCACAUAUAAAAGUACAUGUUUAUUUAAGAAAGUUAAUGGAACUCAACUCCAGGUUUAAGUAAGUUUACAGUAAUACAAGGUUUUACAAAUUUAAUGUUCUUUACAAGAUUAAGGUCAUUAAUUCAUUGUAUUGUGUAGUUUUAAGUUUUAUUCCAAAAAACAGAACUCUUUAUAUGAUCAAAAUUUGGACACUAUAUAGCUUAAAAAGUGCUAAAGUAAGUUAGUAGUUCAAGGUCAUUCUAGGUAGAAAUUAAUAUACCAUUAAUAAAAUCUACCUAAGGCCCAAAUUCUAUUAGUGUAGUUGACCAUCAUUUUCUGACUCAAAUACUUAGAGCUUUUAAAUAUUAUUUGUUGCUUCUAAAGUGCAUAAAAUUCAAUAUGAAAUCUUUGCCUAUUACAAUAAUGACACGGAAAAAAAACAACGAUGAAAACAAUGCACUUAACACAGCAAAUUGUACAUGACCGUUCAAAUGACUUUUGAUUCUUUUAUGUCAUGACAUUCUUGUGCAAGCCAAUGCUAUGUGUUUACUAACUUGUAUACAAUUACAAAAAUUUCUUGUUAAUAGACUUUGGGUCUCACGUUAAAAUCAGCAGAGUUGUAUUUGUGGCCGUCAUAUGAACAAAUUUUACCGGAUCAAGAAACAGGCAAUAUUGGCGAGGUAGAAGCCUUUAGUGUAUUUCAAAUGUCUUAGAUGUAAUACUGCUUUAGAGAUAGCAUUCAACUUUUUAUCACUCUUUGUUAUGCUCAAUAUUUGCUCAUUGAAAUCUAUCUACAUGCAUAUGUUGUUUUCUAGCUACAUGGGUAUAUACCAGUCAUGUCUUGUUGCUAAUCCAGAUUUGCUUGUCUUACACAGCUUUCAAAUUUACCCUGUAAACUGUUUGUCGUAUAUUUUUGUCUUGCAUAUGCCAUUGUUGUAAAGCAAUGUCAGUCUGGCUUAAUGGUGCAGUCUGACCACAUUGUAUGUGGAUAGCAAAUUUAUUUUAGCAUGUUGGUAUUAAAAUCUGUCCCUUUAAUGAUCAACAAUUCCAAAAUUAAAACCGGACAUGUUUAGGAAAUUUUCAUUAUACUGCUUUUUAUGUAGACUUCAUUCCUGUUCUUGUACAGAAACAGACUUGCAAAAUUUAGUUAGCUGCAUGUUUUGCUUGAGGUUUUUCCAGUGUGCUCAUUUUUUCCUAAGGUUAAACCAAAAUGCUUGUUUAUGCUUGAGGUUAUACUAAGAUGCUUGUUUAGCCAAAGGUUAUGCCAGUAUGCUUGUUUUAGCCCCAAGUUAUAUCAAGAUGCCAGUUUUUUAGCCCAGGUUAUACCAAGAUGUUUGUCUUAGCUUGAAAUUAUGCAAAGAUGCUUGUUUUAGCCUGAGCUUAUACCAAAAUGCCUGUUUUAGCCUAAAGUUAUGCCAGGAUGCUUGUUUUAGCCUGAGGUUAUAUCAAGGUGCCUGUUUUAGCCAGGAUAUACCAAGCUACAUGUUUUGUCUGAGGUUUACCAAUGUACUCAUCAGCUUAAACCAAGAUGCUUGUUUAUGGCAGAGGUUAUACCAAGAUGCUUGUUUUAGCCCCAGGUUAUACCAAGAUACUUUAAUUAGCUUGAGGUUAUACAGAGAUGCUUGUUUUAGCCUGAGGUUAUAUCUAGAUACUUUAAUUAGCUUGAAGUUAUACAAAGAUGCUUGUUUUAGCCUGAGGUUAUACCAAAAUGCUUGAUUUUUAAUGAGGUUAUACCAAGAUACUUGUUUUAGCUUGAGAUUUUACCAACAUGCUUGUUUUAGCUUGAAGUUAUACCAAGAUGCUUGUUUUAGCUUGAGGUUAUACCAAGAUGCUUGUUUUAGCCUGAGGUUAUACCAAGAUACUUCUUUUAGCUUGAGGUUAUACAAAGAUGCUUGUUAUACCCCCAAAAACGAAGUUUGGGGGGGUAUAUAGGAGUCACCCGGUGGUCGGUCGGUCAGUUGGUCGGUCGGUCCAGCGGUCCGUUGCAUUUUCCUUGUCCGGAGCAUAACUUGAAGACUAAUGGUUGGAAUUCAAUAUAACUUCAUACAAUGGUCAAGCACAUUGAGAGGAAGUGCAUUGCACAAGAACCAUAACUCCAUCUUGACUAAUUACAGAGUUAUUGCCCUUUGUUACUUUUCCUUGGCCGGAGCAUAACUUGAAAACUACUGGUUGAAACUCGAAACAACUUCAUACAAUUGUCAAGCACAAUAAGGGGAAGUGCAGUGCACAAGAACCAUAACUCUAUCUAAAGUAAUAACAGAGUUAUUGCCCUUUGUUAUUUUUCCAUUGCUUUCUUUUGUCCGGACUAUAACUUGAAAACUAAUAGUUGGAAUUCAAUAUAACUUCAUACAAUGGUUAAGCACAUUGAGAGGAAGUGCAUUGUACAAGAACCAUAACUCCAUUUUGACUAAUUACAGAGUUACUGCCCUUUGUUACUUUUCCUUGUCCGGAGCAUAACUUGAAAACUACUGGUUGGAAUUCAAAACAACUUCAUACAAUGGCCAAGCACAAUAAGGGGAAGUGCCAUGCACAAGAACCAUAACUCCAUUUUGACUAAUUACAGAGUUAUUGCCCUUUGUUACUUUUCGAUUGCUUUUUUUUGUCCGGAGCAUAACUUGAAGACUACUAGUUGGAAUUCAAUAUAACUUCAUACAAUGGUCAAGCACAUUGAGAGGAAGUGCAGUGCAUGAGAACCAUAACUCCAUCUUGACUAAUGACAGAGUUAUUGCCCUUUGUUACUUUUCCUUGUCUGGAGCAUAACUUGAAAACUACUGGUUGGAAUUCAAUACAACUUCAUGCAGUUGUCAAGCACAUUAAGAGGAAAUGCAGUGCACAAGAAUUAUAACUCCAUUUUGACAAAUUACAGAGUUAUUGCCCUUUGAUACUUUUCCUUGUCUGGAGCAUAACUUAAAACAUACUGGUUGGAAUUUAAAACAACUUCAUACAAUGGUCAAGCACAAUAAGAGAAAGUGCAGUGCACAAGAACCAUAACUCCAUUUUGACUAAUUACAGAGUUACUGCCCUUGGUUACUUUUCCUUGUCCAGAGCAUAACUUGAAAACUACUAUUUGGAAUUCAAAACUAUUUCAUACUAUGGUCAAGUAUAUUGAGAGGAAGUGCAGUGCACAGAAAGCAUAACUCUUUUUUGACUAAUUUUAAAGUUUUUGCCUUUUGUUACUUUUUAUUGUCCAGUGCAUAACUUGAAAAUUAAUGGUUGGAAUUCAAUGAAACUUUAUACAAUGGUCAAGGGCAGUGAGAUGAAGUGCAGUGCACAAGAACAAUAACUCUAUUUGGACUAAUUACAGUUAUUGCUUUUGUUACUUUUUUGUCCAGUGCAUAACUUGAAAACUAGUAGUUGGAAUUCAAUACAACUUCAUACAAUGUUCAAGCGCAAUGAGAGGAAGUGCAGUGUACAAUAGCCAUAACUCAAUCUUCAGUAUUUAUAGAGUUAUUGUCCUUUGUUCCUUUUCCUUGUCUUUCUGGACUUCUUACAGAGUAAUCCAAUAAAACUUCAUCAAUGGCCAACCACAUUGAAAGGAAAUGCAACAUACAAGAACCACAACUAUCUUUAAUUGCCCACAACCAUAACUCUGUUUCAAUUCUUUACAAGGUAUUCUGUUACUAGUAACAUCCUCAUUUCCGAAGCAGUCUUGCGGGGGUAUUAAUCACAUUUAGUGAUAGUUCUAGUUUUAGCCUAAAGUUAUACCAAAAUGCUUGUUUUUAGCCUGAGGUUAAACCUAGAUGCUUGUUUUUUUUGCCUGAAAUAUUGUACAGGGUGGCACACCUUCUAUCAAGAAAAUCUUUUUAUGACUCCCAUUAGUUAAAUAAUGCUAAAAACCUAACAAACGAGUACAAAUUAAAAGAAAAAAAGAUCUGCUAAGUUUCAUCUUCACAUAUUGUUUCAUCUUAAGUUUUUCUUACAUUUAUCCCAUUUUCAAACCAACUCAAAAUGAUCAUGACAUUAGUAAUUAUUCAUAUGGAAACCUUUGAAAAGUUAACUUUAAAUGUAUGUUUUUAAGUAUUUAACCUUUUAGCAGAUUAACUUUCUUUUGUUAUAAUUGUUGAUAAUGUUUAAGAGGAUACUGUUGUUAACAUAGUUUCAGUAGCAUCUUUGUUAGGAGCAUGAUGGUUUCUAUACUUCCUUACUGGAUAAUGUAUUCUGGUAGUCUGAGAUCUUGUUUGUUAAAAUAAUUAAUGAAAAUGAUUUGAUAUAAUUAUACAUUGUUUUGGACAAACUUAAAUCUGCCAUUUUAUCUCAGAAUCUGGUCAUAAGUACUGCUUAAUUAUAACAUCUCCCACUUCAUCAAGUUAAUGUUCCAACUUGGAAGUAAAACCAAAAUCCAUCAUAUAUUUUUUAACAUCCUGUUCCAUUACAAAAUAUCAUCUCGCAAUUCUUUUCAUUAUCAUUUGUAUUUUUGGUUGAUUAAAAUGUUUAAAGUGCUGAUGAAAUAUAUGUAAUAUAUAUGUUUAAAUGAAAACAUUUGCUAUGAAAAAUGUGCAAUACUGUCAUCAAACUUUAAAUUGUUUUAUUUUCAAAGACAAACAUUAUUUUUCAUCUCAUUAUUGAAGAAAUAACAAACAAAGAAACAAAUCUUCCUGACAUUCAUGUAAUUCAACAUUUGAGCCGCGUCACGACAAAACCAACGUAAUGCGUUUGCGACCAGCAUGGAUCCAGACAAGCCUGCGCAUCCACGCAGUCUGAUCAGGAUCCAUGCUGUUCGCUUUCAGUUUCUCCACUUGUAAUAGGGUUUGUAAGCGAACAGCAUGGAUCCUGAUCACACUACGCGGAUGCGCAGGCUGGUCUGGAUCCAUGCUUGUCGCAAAUGCACUAUGUUGGUUUUGUCAUGACGCGGCUCAUUUUAUUUUAUGUUGUUAUAAAUUUACAUAAAAGCUCAUUUUUAUAAACAUAUUUAUCAUUAAAAAUUGAAAAUUGAUCCAACUUUUGAGUGCCAUAUUGCUUAAUCUCUGAAAAACACUGUCUUGCAUAUUAAAUGAAAAAAUGUUACAUUGUGAAAUUCAAAUGUGUGUUGUUUUAGUAUUAAUUCUAUGAUUUCUUUUAACCCUUAACUUGCUAGAACAAAAAGAGAUUAGACUUGUCCACCAGUGUACAGCUAUGCUAGAAGUCUGGCUCUAAACUGUUGGUAGUUCAAUGUCUUAGCUAGACUAUUUGAAGAAUAGGGAGAGCUUUUGUACUUGUUUGGGUGUGGACAGGCGUCACACUUUCAUUAAGUUUUUUGUGUGCAAGUUGAUAUCUUUAAAAAAAAUAAUGAAGGGAAUGGGUUUAAACUUUACAAACUUAUUUGAGAGGAUAAUAGAAGGGUACUAUCCAUAGCCGUUAACUGAAACAUUGAUUUUGACAGAAUUAUGGCCCUUUUUGUACUAGAAAAUUCUACAUUAUCCAUUUUCUUAACAUUAUCCAGGCACUUGAUUUAUUACUAAGUGCUAAGAAUAGUCAAGCAUGCUGUCCUACCGACAGCUCUUGUUUGUAUUUUAAUAUUGAAAUCCCUUGAACUUGGAAUGGACUGUUCUGAAUUCAAAGCUGGGCAAGUCCAUUUCACAAAUUCAGCAGGUUAGGGGUUAAUUUAGUUUUUGAAAAUGAAUGAUAUAGUUUUUCCAAAUUUCUAUUCCAAUUCUACAGAAGUUCAAACUAUUAUUAUUAUACUGUACAUGUAUGUCUUUUGAUGAGAUUUAUAUGUUUAAAUGUACCUUGAAUGACAAAAAAUUCAGUUUGAAUUUGGAUGUAAAAUACAAACAUACAUUUAUGUACAUGGUACUAGAGUUAUAUAUAACCCAUAUUGAUUAGCAGAAGUCAACUUGUUUCUUGAUAUUCUACAAAUAUAUAGUAUUAUAUAAUAUCUUUAACUUUCUAAACUGUAUAGUAUUUAGUAUCUUUUACUUUCAAAAGUGCUACUGCUUCUAUUGUUCCCUUCCCCUCUGGAAUUGUAUAAUGGAUUUGCCCUGCUUUGAAUUUGGAACAGUCCACUUGAAGUUUUAGGGAUUACAGUAUCAAAGUACAAAAUGUGGGGUAUCAACAUUGUAGAGACAGACUCAAGUCAGACUGCACGGUGUGGGUUGGCCUAGCUCAGUAUUGGUAGCAAAGGCUUAUCACUUUACAGUACCAGCAGGUUAACUGUUGAAACUGCUUUUAUGAGUGAAUUUUGUUAUCUUUUGUAUUCAGUUUUUUUUCCUUCUCUGCAAAAAAGUAUUGCACUAUUGGUUCUAUUGUUAUUGAAUGAUGAAAGAUUUGAUUUAAUGAUUUUAAAAUGUGAAAUCAACAGUAAAAUUUUUCUAUAAAAGCCAGUCCUAGGAAUCAGUAGCUAUAAGGAAAUAAAAAUAUUAUUUAAAGACAUUUUUUGUUAGGCAUAAAUGACUACAAAUACAUAUUAAAGUGACAGUGUGGCGAUUUUUCUUUCUGUCGAGGUGAAAUAGCUAUGUUUUUGCAAAGUUUGACAAUUUUAAUGGUCAUUGACCAGUAAUUAAUAGUGACAGAAUUUAAGGAAAAAAUACUGAGAUUAGCGUUAUAAUGAAGAGCGAGUUAUCGAGGCUACAGUGUAUGAGAAAAUGCCUUUAAAAUAAAAAUAUAAAGACUGUAACCCGUUUUAUCAAGUGAAUGGUUCCAUUAUAAAUUACUAAGGAUAUUUAUUGAAAUUUCCAUGGGUCAUGAUUGUUGAAUACUGAUUAUUUUUAUGUGGCAUAAUAUAAAAUUGUAAACAAUUAUGGCAAAAUUUAAGCAGCACGCCCCCAGACUCCUGUUAAUUUUCAUAAAAUUUUUGGAAAUGUAUGUAAAAGUAAAAUACUGUGAGGUGAACUAAUUAAAAAAAUUUACAUAUUGCAAUCGACACAAUCUACGAAAAUUACCAAAAAGUGGUCAACAUAUGCAAAGACUAGUAACGUAGUAGAAAUAUGGUUAUAAAAUACCGCAAAAUCAGUGUUUAACCGCACAUAACAUGUAAAAUAUAACUUGGAUCUUGAAUGUUUUUACCUUUCUUAAAAGUUAAGUGCAUUUUUCUCAAUAUUGAUUUUCUUAAAAUAUUUUGGCUCAUCUGAAGGCGUGCAGCUUUAAAGUUAUUUUGACUUGGUGUAUGUACUUACACUUUUAAGUGUUUAAGUACACCAACAGUUAUAAUGGGUAAAAAAAGUCCAUACAUGCCUUUAUACUGACAUUAUUUUUCUUUCCAUGAUCUAGUUUUAAUUUUCAUAUCUGUUAUAAUGGGUGAAAUAAAUAUCCAUACUUACUUUACUGACAUUAUUUUUCUUUAAUUUUUAUAUAUUUUUUUACCAUAAUUUAUGAAAUCAUCUUUGGGAGAACACAACAACAUUUUGUUUUAUGAUGGUAGAGAUCUCAAUAUACUGGCAGCAUAUAGAAAUAUUAUAGAAAUUUGAGGUGUUUUAUUUAGUUCACACAUAUAAAUACGGUAGGUAAUAGAAAUAUCAUACGUAGAGUAUUGUUCAUUAAAGGAACUCCACUGAGGUUUAAAAUCCUAUUUGUAUAAAAUUUGAAAUGUUUACAUAGAUCAGUUCUUAAAAUGAAUGGAUGAUAUAGAAAGACACUUAGAAUUAAGUUGUAAAUUGAUUUUUUAUGCAAUGCUUAGCCACACUUGAGAGAAAGGCAUUGCUUUUCAUUUGUCGGUGACUGCAUAAUUAAAAUGAGUAUUCUGGAAAUACAGGGUGAUGGAAUCUGAAGAUUUGCAUACAAGUUAUUGGUUAAGACCAACAUCAAAUAGUACAAAAAUCUGGAGGAAAUAUUUCCAUUCCUGUCAUGUCAAAAAACUUCAGUGAAGUCCCUUUAACAUAUUAUAUAGGAUGAUUUAAACAUCGUCUUUAUGUUGCAAAAUUAAUGUAAUGUCAUACCAAAAUUAUCAACGAUAAUUACAAAUUAUAAAUAUAACAGAUUUUAUUUCUUCU
This is a messenger RNA of Ruditapes philippinarum (Manila clam), 11585 nucleotides long. RefSeq lists its product as uncharacterized. The record is from RefSeq and is a predicted model, not a curated record. Gene Ontology annotation, cellular component: chromosome. NCBI's taxonomy places the organism in Eukaryota, Metazoa, Mollusca, Bivalvia, Venerida, Veneridae. Gene Ontology annotation, biological process: regulation of transcription by RNA polymerase II. Gene Ontology annotation, molecular function: chromatin insulator sequence binding. The coding region runs from base 167 to 3292 and encodes 1041 amino acids. The transcript is spliced from 7 exons.